AUGCAGCCCCGCCGGCAACCGUCACCCGCGCCCCCGCCCCCGCCCCCGCCCCCGGCCCUGCGCCCCGGCGCCCCGCUGCUCGCGCUGCUGCUGUUGCUCUCCCUCCGGGGGGCGGCGGCGGUGCCCGAGGAGCCCGGGCAGUCGCAGGACGCGGGGCCGUCGCGCGGGCUCCUGCAGCAGGCGGCGCGCGCGGCGCUGCACUUCUUCAACUUCCGCGCCGGCUCGCCCAGCGCGCUGCGGGUGCUGGCGGCCGUGCAGGAGGGUCGCGCCUGGGUUAAUCCAAAGGAGGGAUGUAAAGUUGACCUGGUGUUUAGCACAGAGCGCUACAAGGCAGAGGAAGGCGAGGAAGGUUUGGGGAAAUGUUCUGCUCGAGUGUUUUUCAAGAAUCAGAAACCCAGACCAGCCAUUAACGUAACUUGUACACGGCUCUUUGAGAAAAAGAAACAGCAGCAGGAGGAUUACCUGCUUUACAAGCAAAUGAAGCGACUGAAGGCCCCCUUGGAUGGAGUCAGCAUUCCUGACAGUCAUGGACACAUUGAUCCCUCUCUGAGGCCCGUCUGGGAUCUGGCUUUCCUUGGCAGCUCGUACGUGAUGUGGGAGAAGACAACCCAGUCUUUGCACUACUACCUGGCCCAGCUCACUGGCGUGAAGCAGUGGAAAACUGAUGACGAUGAAAUUGAUUUUGAUUAUACUGUACUGCUUCAUGAAUUCUCAACACAGGAAAUAAUUCCCUGUCGUAUUCACUUGGUCUGGUACCCUGGCAAACAACUUAAAGUGAAGUACCACUGUCAAGAGCUGCAGACACCAGAAGCCUCUGGAACUGAAGAAGGAUCGGCUGUGGCACCAACCAAGCUUAGUAAUUUCUAAAAAGAAAACAGUGAUCUGCUUAUACUAAGUUCUAAACAAAAUCACUGUACUUCUACUAGCCUAGAUCAUUAUUCUAGUAAAAUAGCUAAGGUGUAGGCAUUCUAAUAACUUAAGAAAGCCUAUGAUUAUAAGUAGAUACUCAAAAAUUAAAAGUUGUUGGUUUUUUUAUUUGUUUUUCAACUAGUCUGCUGUAGUUUUUAACUCUGAGGGCACAUACAUACAGAACUCAACUCUGUGCUAAACAGUCACCGGCAGUCUCCCCGAACUUUCAGCCCU
This is a messenger RNA of Otolemur garnettii (small-eared galago), 1143 nucleotides long. It is a transcript of the gene RARRES1, whose product is annotated as retinoic acid receptor responder 1. Gene Ontology annotation, molecular function: metalloendopeptidase inhibitor activity. The transcript is spliced from 6 exons. The record is from RefSeq and is a predicted model, not a curated record. The coding region runs from base 1 to 867 and encodes 288 amino acids. Lineage: Eukaryota; Metazoa; Chordata; Mammalia; Primates; Galagidae.